Messenger RNA from Labrus mixtus (cuckoo wrasse), 2122 nucleotides. RefSeq names its product folylpolyglutamate synthase, mitochondrial-like. NCBI's taxonomy places the organism in Eukaryota, Metazoa, Chordata, Actinopteri, Labriformes, Labridae. Gene Ontology annotation, cellular component: cytoplasm; cytosol; mitochondrion. Gene Ontology annotation, molecular function: ATP binding; tetrahydrofolylpolyglutamate synthase activity. Gene Ontology annotation, biological process: tetrahydrofolylpolyglutamate biosynthetic process. The transcript is spliced from 15 exons. The coding region runs from base 97 to 1686 and encodes 529 amino acids. The record is from RefSeq and is a predicted model, not a curated record.
AGCAGCAGCGGGGAGGAGUCACAGGUGGAGGAGAGCUUACCUGUUAUAAAAGGUGAUGCAGCAGCUCAGACAGAAGUGACUGCAGAAGAUCUCAACAUGGAUCUGGACAAAGGAGGAUUUACAGAACAGGAUGCUUUUCAAGCUCUGAACACCCUUCCGCCUCCGACCAGUAAGUUGCAACAGGAACGAGACCAUAAUAUGGAGAACUACAUGGAGAGGGUCGGCCUCUCGGUGGAGGAAUUAGAUCGUCUCAACAUCAUUCAUGUGACGGGAACGAAGGGGAAGGGCUCCACUUGUGCAUUCACGGAGCAGAUCUUGAGAAGUCAUGGUUUCCGUACAGGAUUUUUCAGUUCUCCUCAUUUGGUUGAUAUCAGGGAGAGGAUUCGAAUCAACGGACAGCCCGUGGAUAAGGAGCUCUUCUAUAAACACUUCUCACAGGUUUACCAAUGUCUCGAUGAGACUAAGGAUAACUAUGAUGGGCUGAUGCCGAGAUACUUUAGUUUUUUCACCCUCUUGGCCUUUCGUGUGUUUCUAGAGGAAAAAGUGGAUUUAGCUAUCAUUGAAGUUGGGCUUGGGGGACAUUAUGAUAGCACCAAUGUUAUAAGGAGGCCGUGGGUGUGUGGUGUCUCCUCUCUGGGUAUUGACCACAUUGCGAUUCUUGGAGACACCGUCGAAAAGAUCGCCUGGCAUAAAGGAGGAAUCUUCAAGCCGGGGGUUCCUGCUUUCACAGUCAAACAGCCAGGAGAUGCGAUGGCUGUACUCGAGGACAGGGCCAAAGAGAAACAAUGUCCUCUGUGGGUGUGUCCAGACCUGGAGGACUACCAGACUGAUGGUGGACCUUUGCGUCUGAGCCUCCAAGGGAAGCACCAGCACCCCAACGCCUCCCUGGCCCUCCAGCUGAGUCACACCUGGCUUCAGAGGAGACGUCUAGACAGAAGCUUUCCCACCAGCCCUGUUGAGGACACAGGUGUACUCCAGGUCUCUUUCUUGAAGCCCAGCCCCAUCAUGGUGAAAGGGCUCGCAGAAACGGUGUGGGCUGGAAGGACUCAUAUACUGAAACAUGGAGAGGUCACAUACUUCUUGGAUGGUGCCCACACCAUGCGCAGUAUGCAGGCCUGUGCAAACUGGUUCAAAGAGACCUCAGCCCAGCAUGAAACGAACGCAAGCGGACCGGUCGCCAGAGUUUUGCUGUUCAAUACAACAGGAGAGAGAGACUCAAAAGCCAUGCUUAGACUGCUGUUGCCUUGUCAUUUUGACUUUGCCGCGUUCUGCACAAACAUCCCCGAUGUCGGCACAUUCCGUCCCACAGACUUAUGGAACGUGAAUCACACAGUGGAGAACAUGAAUACUCGCUGUUUGGAAACCGAAAGGAACUGGAGACUAUGCAACAACGUCGAGGAUAGAAAUGGUACGCAGCUUACUGCCAACAACCUGACCCUGCUGGUCCCUGACCAAAAAGCCAACAGCCUGGUCUUCCCCUGCGCCCUCAGCGCUCUCCAGUGGAUCAGCCAGGGCCGGGAUUCAGUCCUAACAGAUGGAGCAAACUCUGCUCUGAAAGGUAAACCCAACGUCAAGGCCAAAGCUCCUCUUCUCCAUGACGCAGCAGAGAUCCACGUCCUGAUCACGGGAAGCCUCCGCCUGGUGGGGGGAGCUCUUAAAAACCUCGACCCAGCAUCCUACAAGUAAAUAGAGAGUGAACAGAGAGGGAUUCACUGAGUGUGUGGAUUACAGUAAAUUUUAGAGAAUGGGUGGGUGCUCGGUUUGCUUCUUGAUGCUUCAUUUUUAGACUUUAGUUCUUUAUCUUACAGGGUUGGUAUUUCUGUUUGGCAUCAGUGAUUUCUCCCGGAUAAUGUAGAGCUGUUAGAUGUUUUCUUUUAUAACAUUUAUACAAAAACUGCAAUCUAACAGACACCAGGAAAUAUUACAUACACAACACAGGCUCAUGAGUUUAAUGAUUAUUCUCUGUUUCUAGAAUUGUCAUACUUCUUGUAUAUUGUAUUUCCCUGUGUCACUUUUAAACUUAAUUAUUAAACACGCUUUUAAAGGAAACUGUUAUGUUUGUUAUUAUCUAUGAUGUGUCCUUUCCUGUUGCAAUAAUGAACAAAUAGCCUACUGAAGGUGA